Messenger RNA from Penicillium coprophilum, 1746 nucleotides. RefSeq lists its product as uncharacterized. Gene Ontology annotation, biological process: regulation of telomere maintenance via telomerase; telomere capping. Gene Ontology annotation, molecular function: G-rich strand telomeric DNA binding; telomerase inhibitor activity. The transcript has 3 exons. NCBI's taxonomy places the organism in Eukaryota, Fungi, Ascomycota, Eurotiomycetes, Eurotiales, Aspergillaceae. Gene Ontology annotation, cellular component: nuclear telomere cap complex; chromosome, telomeric region. The record is from RefSeq and is a predicted model, not a curated record. Bases 1 to 1746 code for a protein of 581 amino acids.
AUGGCUCCGGGUGAUCUAGUGGAUAUUACCACUGCCUGUUAUGCACAGGGGAAUUUCAAUGUUCUAGGAGUGGUGGUUGAUACCCUACCACUCUAUCGGACCAAAGGCUCAUCAGCAUGCAUCACAUUCACCAUCAAAGACUCUGAUUUUGAUGCACCAACCUGGCAAGGCGGUCUCAAAGUCAAAUAUUUCAAUGACGAUGAGAGCAAUCUUCCCAAUGUCAAGCUCAACGAUGUAGUCCUACUUCGAGAUGUCCGGGUGACAGUUUACCAGAACAAACCUACAGCGGUUAUUUCCCAGCGAUCAAUUGUAUCAUGGGUCAUUUUUCGACCAGAGCCAAGUUCGACUUCCAGCCCGUUCGUCAUCAGUGGUCCCAUUCCUUUCGAGCCGAGUCUAAAAGAGAAAGACCAGGCACAAUCACUUCUAGACCGUGUAUCUGGUGAAGGAACCACUGUGCAACAUUCCACGUCGUGCAGUGUACCCGUCUCUCGGCAGGCUUCUCAUGUUCAGGCCUCUCGUCCACUCGUAAAAUCCGGAGGGUUGCCGUAUAUCCCUAUUCAGUCCGCGAAGGCUGGCAAAUUGUGUCAAUUACUUGGCCAAGUUGUGAGCCUCAAUACUUAUGACAGCCAAAAGUGUCUACUAUACAUCACUGAUUUCACUGAGAACGAGGAGCUUGUCAACUACAAAAAACCCGGAGAUGAAGAUGAUGAAUCAGGCCCUGAGGGAGACCGAUUUAAUUACAUACACAAGUCAAAGGGCUGGCCAGGUCCUUGGGGCCAAUUGACCCUUGAAGUGACUUUAUGGGAGCCGCAUGCUACCUAUGCCCGAGACCACCUCAAGGCAGGCGAUGUCGCUUUGUUGACCUAUGCCCGUAUCAAGGAAUGCCGUCGUGGCUUGGAAGCUGCCGUUCAUGAAGACAGAGUGUACCCGGAAAAGAUCCAUGUCCGGAAGGUGAAUGGUAGCACUGAUGAGCGUGUACAAGAAUUGAUGAACCGUCGGACAGAAUAUUGGAAGAUCCACGGUGAACCCAAGGCCGAGACUAAAAAGGCCAAGAAAAGGAACAAGAAAGUAGAGCAGAAACGGGAAGCCCGGAAAGAAGAAGGCCAACUGACCAUGCCAGCAGCAUCACGCAUUAGGUUGAAUCCACAUGUGCCGAAUGUCCCUCUCGAGAAGAUUUUGUUGGCAGAAACCCAUCUAAACAAUGCUCCAGGGGGCGCUGUCUACCGACUACCCUUUCAAAACGUCACAUAUCACUCCCAAGUCCGAGUAGUCGACUUCUUUCCCCCAAGGGUAGAAGACUUUGCAGUUCAAACCAAUACCGAGUCACAAUUCGGCUGGGAGUGGCGGUUUUGUCUGCUUGUGGAAGGCGUUGAGCCCAAACCUUCCAAACAGCCCCGAGAAGUGAUGAAGCUCUAUGUGUGCGGUCAAGAUGGUGAUUUUCUUCUUGACGAUAAUGCAUUCAACCUCCGUGACUAUCCAUCAAGAUUGGACGCGAUAAAAGAGAAGCUCUUCCUUCUAUGGGGCAAUCUCGAGGAGGAAAAGUCGAAAGCCAUGGCUUCUGAUCAACAGAGUUGGGGACCAGUGCAGUCGCGCCCAUUCGAGUGCUGCAUCAAGGAAUACGGCGUUCAGUGUACCCAUAGCAAAGGCCCUGAUUUCAUGGAUGUCGACGGCGAGGUGUGCAGCCACCCUGAUUGUUUUGGAUGGGAGAGACGUUUUGCCAUGUUCGGCACGACUAUCCACACAUAA